GGUAGCAUUCUACACCUCCUUUUAAUUUGUCUUGUUUUAGCAUGUUUUGUUUGGGUGACAUGAAGUCACGUGAAUGGCUUUCAGGCCGCUUCUUCUCUCCCAUCCCCUUAUAAGACAUUUUUAUACUAUUAAUUAGGCCUUUUGGCCUUGUUAUUUCACUGCCCCUAUCCCCUUUCUCUAUACUUGUCCUUCUUUUACUGGACAACAUCUCUCUCUCUCCAUGACUCCAUUCUAUCUGAAUCCACCGACCUCUUCUCCUUUUCCAGUUGUGGAGAUUAGAGAAGAUCAGCAACAUCUGCAACUCUUCCUGUCACCCCAUCAAGCAGCUGCUUCUCUCUCUUCUGCUCCUGCUUUUUUUGAUACAACUGGUCAUGAUCAAGAUCAAAGAGGAGCCCAACUUGGGGGGUCUAGACAGCAUCAUCAGGAGGAUGACAAGUACAUAUUACAGAGCAGAUGGAGUGAUGAUCAUCAUAAACCCCUUUCUUCAUCUUCAUUUCAAGCUCCAGCGAUCAGUGAGAGUAACAGUAACGAGGUCCAAAAAUUUUUCUCCUGCAAAAGAGAGGAUGGAGAUUAUGAAGGAAGUGUUGGUGAGGGAUCUGCAGCCAAAUGGAUGCCCUCGAAGAUGAGGUUGAUGCACAAAAUGAUGAACUCUAGUUCUAAUUUCUCAGCGACUGAUGAACCAGUGAAAUUUACAGUCAAGUUUCAAGAUCAGCAGUGUCAUACUAACAACAAUAUCAGAGUCUGCGCAGACUGCAACACUACCAGUACACCUCUUUGGAGGAGUGGCCCUCAGGGCCCCAAGAGGAAGGCGAGACGAGCAAUGGCAGCGGCGGCUGCCAUGGCAAAUGGCACAGUUGUUGCCAUGGAGACGUCACCUAUGAAGACCAAGAUGCACAACAAGGAAAAGAAGCUGCGCACAGGUCAUAUUGCACAAGGAAAGAAAUUGAGAAAGCCUCUUGAUUUGGCUCAAGGCCAAAAGAAGCUUUGCAGCUUCAAGAAUCUUGCAAUAAGCUUGAGCAAGAAUUCGGCUCUUCAACGAGUGUUUCCACAGGAUGUGGAAGAAGCAGCAAUACUGCUUAUGGAAUUAUCUUGUGGUUUCAUUAGUUGAAAAUUUUCAUAUUAAUUACUUUUCUUGACUCGGAGAGCUUCUUAGUUAAUCUGUGAUAGUUAUGAGAUCUUGAAAUUUCUGUAAUAUUGCAAACCAAAUAAUAGGUUUGCUGCAUUUUAGCUUUUUUUGGUAAUUAAAAUAAUGGAAAUAAUUAAAUAAUAAAUUCUGAAAAUUGAUAAUCCAUAUAUUUAAUUUUUUGAAA
Molecule: messenger RNA, 1310 nt
Organism: Manihot esculenta (cassava)
Lineage: Eukaryota; Viridiplantae; Streptophyta; Magnoliopsida; Malpighiales; Euphorbiaceae
Product: putative GATA transcription factor 22
Exons: 3
Coding region: 221-1108 (295 amino acids)
Biological process (GO): regulation of DNA-templated transcription
Molecular function (GO): zinc ion binding; sequence-specific DNA binding
Source: RefSeq, a predicted model, not a curated record